GGAUGAACACUAGCACUGACAAUGACAGGUAGCUUAUUUGUCUUGUUCAGGUCAAUUCAGAUUAUUACAAGUUCGUUGUAUUAUUAAGAUUAUUGUGUUUUUUUUAGUUUGUAUCAGAUGAACCAAUCAAUCUAAUUAAGGUAAACAAUAUCUGAGUUUUGUAAUCUUUCUACAUGAGAAAGUGACAUCACCUCUCUCUCUCUCUCUCUGUUUCGAUACUUUUGGAAAGAAAAUCUUAAAAUUAUCACGUCAACGCAUUCUUCAUCAUUGAAAACGUUUUGAGAAUACGGAUAAAAGCCGAGUCCAAAGGCAGAGGAGUCGGAAUCUACGCCGUUUUCAUACCUGUUGAUCUCUGUCAGCAUCUGAAGAACUGAACUGUGGUCUAAUGGAGAAGAACGAGGGCAAGGUUUCAAGUUCUUGCAAGGGAUUGCUGCAGAGUGAAGCCCUCUAUAAUUAUAUACUGGAGACUAGUGUGUAUCCUCGUGAGCCAGAGCCUCUCAAGGAGCUUAGGAGCCUCACUUAUGGCCACCCCAAAGCCAUCAUGGCUACUGCACCGGAUGCAGGUCAGUUAAUGAGCAUGUUGCUCAAUCUGGUAAAUGCAAGGAAGACGAUCGAGAUCGGGGUUUUCACUGGAUACUCUCUUCUUCUCACCGCUCUUACCAUUCCAGAGGAUGGCAAGAUUAUUGCCAUUGAUAUGAACAAAGAAGCUUAUGACCUUGGAUUGCCGGUUAUAAAGAAAUCCAGCGUUGAACACAAAAUCGAUUUCAGAGAAUCGGAGGCUCUUCCAGUUCUCGAUGAACUUCUAAACAAUGAAGCAAACAAGGGAGGGUUUGAUUAUGCAUUCGUGGACGCAGACAAGGUGAAUUACUGGAACUACCAUGAGAGACUGCUGAAACUCGUCAAGGUCGGUGGGAUAAUAGUGUAUGAUAAUACACUCUGGGGAGGAUCAGUGGCAAUCCCUGAGGCCUCUACUCCGGAGUGGAGCAGGGAAGGCAGAGGGUCAACCCUCCAGCUGAACCAGAGACUCUCUGAGGACCAGCGUGUGCAGAUCUCGCAUGCUCCUUUAGGUGAUGGGAUCACUAUAUGCAGACGAAUGUACUGAACUAUAUAUUAUGAUUUGAAGACUCAUCCGUGCCAAAAUUGUUAUUGCGGAGAUUAUGGACUUAUUAUGUUGCGAUCUUUCGGGUUUGUGUUGAGCUUACUUAUUAAGACGUAAUGAGCUUUGGAAUAAUAAUGAGGAUCAAUGUUUGAACUUGCA
Tarenaya hassleriana is the source of this 1258-nucleotide messenger RNA. RefSeq names its product probable caffeoyl-CoA O-methyltransferase At4g26220. Lineage: Eukaryota; Viridiplantae; Streptophyta; Magnoliopsida; Brassicales; Cleomaceae. The transcript has 6 exons. Gene Ontology annotation, molecular function: S-adenosylmethionine-dependent methyltransferase activity; O-methyltransferase activity. The coding region runs from base 386 to 1102 and encodes 238 amino acids. The record is from RefSeq and is a predicted model, not a curated record.